Telopea speciosissima is the source of this 1264-nucleotide messenger RNA. RefSeq lists its product as uncharacterized. NCBI's taxonomy places the organism in Eukaryota, Viridiplantae, Streptophyta, Magnoliopsida, Proteales, Proteaceae. Bases 22 to 1044 code for a protein of 340 amino acids. The transcript has a single exon. The record is from RefSeq and is a predicted model, not a curated record.
GAAGGAGAAGGAGAAGAAGAGAUGGGAGUCAUGGGACUCUACACUUACUGCAUAGCAGGAGGGGCCUUCGUGGUAAUCGGCGCCUGGGAGGCGCUUGUCUCAGCCCAUGCGCACCUGAACCCCUCUUCUUCUUCCCUUUCUUCACAUGAGCAAGGCACAUCAACUACGACAACGACGACAGGAAGAACGACCAGAAGAAAAACCAAGAAAUCAUCUCUCUCCUCUGUUAGAUUCAUAGCUAUUUCCACUCUCUCUUUUUUCUUCAUCCUCAACGCUCUGUUCUCCUUAUUCGACGCCAUUCGCACCAACGAUAGAAUCGGCUUCGUUGUUCAGCUGGAGAUUGCAUCCAUCGCAUCCCUUUUCUUUCUCUAUUCAGCCGCUGGUGUUUUGAUCCACUUCUCAGAUUCAAUUUCGUUACCUUCAUCGCUUAUCAACUUGAUUGCCCUUAUCGCGUUCGGUCAAGAGUUUCUCUUCUUCUAUCUUCAGAGGAAAGACCCAUCUGGAAUCGAGAAUCGUUACUUCAAUUUGUUGCUCCUUCCUAUUGGAGUUUGCUUUCUCACCACCCUUCACGAAUUGGCUCUCCCCAAAUCCAUAUUCCCUAAAGUGGCUCGAGGGGUUGCUUUGAUUCUGCAGGGCACAUGGUUUGUCCAGAUGGGUUUCUCUUUCUUUACCUUUUUGAUGGUGCAGGGCUGCUCGUUAAUUGAAAAGAGUCGAGCGAAUUACACGGUGAACUGCAACGGGCACACAGAGUAUCACAGGGGAGGAGCGAUCGCAACUCUUCAGUUCAAUUGCCAUCUUGCGUUUAUCGUGGUUUUGGUUGUUGGGGCAUACUCAAUUCUUGCUGGAAAAUAUGGAAUUCGUGCUGAUUAUACGACCUAUAAGCCUCUCGGUGCGGAAUUGCAGAAGGUGGAUGAUUACUCUCGGUUCACUUUGGAUUAUGAUGGUGAUGACGACGAGGAGAUUAAAGAGGAAAAUAGUACGGAGAAGCAGAAGGCUUCCGUCAUUGUUUCCGAAACGGUUGUCAAUGGUUUCAGUGCUCAUUAGUAAGGUGUUCUUGCGCCAUCUUUUUGCAGAAUGAGAGAUUUCAAAAUUCUUUUGUCAUGCGUAAUCCCUAUAGAAUUUUCUCCACUUUCAUCUUCUCUGUAUAAAUGAAUUAAUCAUAAAGUUUUGCCUGUUGGCUUACAUACAAACACUUUUUUGUUACGAUGUGUACAACCAUUUGUUAAAUGCAUAGUCAACAUCGGUUGCAGCUUUUGCUUUUUUA